Plasmopara halstedii is the source of this 1797-nucleotide messenger RNA. RefSeq names its product u3 small nucleolar. Gene Ontology annotation, cellular component: small-subunit processome; sno(s)RNA-containing ribonucleoprotein complex; Mpp10 complex. Gene Ontology annotation, biological process: rRNA processing. The transcript has 3 exons. The coding region runs from base 1 to 1797 and encodes 598 amino acids. NCBI's taxonomy places the organism in Eukaryota, Oomycota, Peronosporomycetes, Peronosporales, Peronosporaceae. The record is from RefSeq and is a predicted model, not a curated record.
AUGGACGCUUCUGUAACUCGCAGCUUUCGCGAGAAGGUACUACAAAAGCCAGAGGUAUUUUUUACGUCGUCAGAGGAAGUUGCUAACGAAAUCAAGGUUUUUGCCAAGCAUGCGUACAACUGCACGUCCAAGUAUUUAAGCAAAAAUAGUGGCACAGAUCCGCUUGAAGAGCUUUAUGUGGAUGGAUUUGAUGCUGACCAAAUUUGGGAGCAGCUGCGUUUGCUGAACGGUCCAUUAGUGAUGGAGUUAACGCAGCGCAUUCGCACAUUUCAUAAGAAUCCAGAAAACAUUCUACUGUUCCCAUCGGAUAAGCCGAAAUGUGUGAUCGAAGAUGAUGAAGCAGAUAAUAAUGAUGAGCUAGAAAGAGAUGAAAACAAUGAUAAGCUAGAGGAAGAAAAGUCUAGUGGUGUCAGCGAUAUGGACGUAAAUGACAAUGAGAACUUAGAUGAUGACACGAUUGAUUUGGAUGACGAAAAAAAUGUGAAGGCGGUAGCAAAAAAGAAGGCAAAGAAGCCUCGCGAUAUUGCCGAGGACGGUUUCUUCGAUUGGGAUGAAAUGGAUAAAGCGGCUGAAGAUGAGGAAGACGAUGGAGACAUGGAAGCUGAUGAUGACGAAAAAGACGAAGAAAUUGAUGAAGAUGGGGGGGAUUCCGAAAUGGAACAAGACUCAGAUGCUGAAACUGCGGAGGACAUGAAAUACGAGGACUUUUUUGGUGAUGAGGACGGAGAAGGAGAAAGUGGCGAAGAAGAGGAUGAAGUGCUUGAUGACGACGUACAGACUAGCAGCAGCGACAAACAAGGAAACCAAGCUGUCAAGCGCUCGAAACUUGGCGAGGAGGACACAGCUGAUGACGAAGAGCUGGCUGAGCGUGGGAUUUUGUCAUCGCACCAACGUCAGCGCAAACGCUUGGAGAAAGAGAUACAGGAAUUAGAACAAGAAGCUAUCAGUGAGAAGCCAUGGCUGCUUAAAGGUGAAGUGCGCUCUGCCGCGCGUCCGGAGAAUAGCUUGCUUGAAGCAGUUCUUGAUUAUGACAGACCCGUUAAGGCCGCUCCUGUAAUCACUGAAGAAGUUUCAAUCGCGCUCGAGGAGAUGAUCAAAAAACGUAUUCUGGAGGAAGAUUACAAUGAUGUAAUUCGUAAAUUUGCCGGCAAUGAGGAGGACAGAAAGAAUGCACUGGAGGAUGUUUCAAUGGAAAAGUCGAAAGAGGGUCUAGGUGAGAUCUACGAGAAGGAAUAUAUGAAAACUGCUAUGGGUUUCGAGCCGGAUGACGAAUCGAAACAGGACCAGGAAGAGAUUGAAGUGAUGUUCAAGAGUUUAUGCUGGAAGCUCGAUGCUUUAUCAAACUAUUACUUUACGCCGAAACCUGCUGUUAAAGAAUUGCAAGUCAAGCCCGCGGUACCUGCUAUUGCGAUGGAAGAGAUUGUGCCCAUCAGUGUGAGCGAUGCAAACCUGAAGGCACCCGAAGAAGUGUACGCGAAGAAGCGCAAACGUGGCGAAGCAGUUUUGCAAUCCAAAGAAGAAAUGACGCAAACGGAGCGCAAAGCUUUGCGCAAUGCCAAGAAGCAUGCACGGCGGAAGGAAAAACGCCAACGUGAAUUUGAUGAGCGUUUGGUGGCGAAACUCAAUCCAGGUUUGGGCAACAAAUAUGCCAAGAAAAAGAUGCUUGAAAGUAUUGCCGGUGCAAAGAAUAUUACUACGGGAAAACAGAUUGAGGGUUCUUCCAAACAGUUUUCCAACUCGAAAGACUUUUUUACACGCUUGCAGGAUGAAGUCCAACAAAAAAUCAGCCGCAGCUAA